AUGAGUGAAGCACCGAGCUAUAACGAGUCAAUGCCCUCGGGCGGCAACCCUCUAGAGAUGGACGUUAAUGCCCAGUACGCAGGGUUCGAGUACAACUACACAUACCUGAUCUUCUGCGCCUUCAUAGUAUGGCUCAUUAUACCCGGAAUCGGUCUCCUGUACGGUGGUCUCGCUCGCAGGAAGUCUGCCCUCGCCCUCCUCUUCCAGUCUCUCAUGGUUGGCGCGGUCACCACAUUCCAAUGGAUGUUCUGGGGCUUCUCACUGGCGUACAGCCGCACCGCAGGCCCAUUCAUCGGCGAUCUGGCCAACUUUGGUCUGCGCGAUGUCGUUGCUGCACCGUCCAUCGGCAACCCUACAAUCCCGGAUAUCGCGUUCUGUCUGUACCAGCUCCUUUUCUGCGCCUGCACCGUGCAGAUCGUGGUCGGCGGCGCGUUUGAGCGUGGACGGAUCAUCCCGUCUCUUGUAUUUGGGUUCUUCUGGGCCACCAUCGUGUACUGCCCCAUUGCGUGCUGGACAUGGAACCCCAAUGGUUGGCUGUACAACUUGCCAUCUCUGGAUUUUGCUGGUGGCGGCCCAGUGCACAUUGCCUCCGGAUGGGCGGCGCUGGCUUACGCCCUGGCACUCGGAAAGAGAAAGACACAUGCAGACGACAAGUCACACGGCAAGCCGCAUAACACCACCCUCGUCUUCCUUGGGACCGUCUUCAUUUGGUUCGGCUGGUUUGGUUUCAACGGCGGCUCAGCACUCAAUGCAAGUGUUCGUGCCAUGUAUGCUGCCUUCAAUACCAACACUGCCGCAUCCACUGGCGCCAUUGGAUGGGUCAUGGUAGACUACAUCAGGCACAAGAGACGCUUCAGCGUUGUCGGAGCUUGCGAAGGUGCGAUUGCUGGCCUUGUUGGUAUCACUCCAGCAGCAGGAUAUGUUAGCGUGUGGCUUGCCGCUGUCAUCGGAUUCCUCACAGCUGUCAUCUGCUCGCUCAUGUCAGAUGUCAAUGUGUGGCUUCAUAUUGACGAGGGCAUGGAUGUCUUCAAGCUUCACGGAAUCGGCGGAAUGUGCGGUUCUUUUUUCACUGGCAUCUUUGCCACGUCUUCAGUCUCUGCUCUUGAUGGCGUCACACUUGCGUCUGGGGGCAUCGAUGGAAACGGCAUUCAAGUCGGCAAGCAGUUUGCAGAGAUCUGCGCUAUCUCGGCUUACUCUUUCGUGGUAUCUUUUGCACUACUCAUGAUCAUGAAGUACAUUCCCGGCUUACACCUCCGUGUCUCUGAUGAAGCCGAGGAGCGAGGGUUGGACUUGGACCAGUUCUUUGAUGAGCAGAUUGGUGACUGGAGUUACCUGGACAUGGUGCAGAAGCAGCAAAGUACCACAAUUGUUGGUGAGGCCGCACGUGGUAGUGAUUCGUCCUCCACAAGGGAGGGAACGGCCGAAGAGAGAAAGGGAAUCACAGGAGAUGCAGUCAAGGCGGCGUAA
Messenger RNA from Diaporthe batatas, 1467 nucleotides. RefSeq lists its product as uncharacterized. Gene Ontology annotation, molecular function: ammonium channel activity. The coding region runs from base 1 to 1467 and encodes 488 amino acids. Gene Ontology annotation, cellular component: plasma membrane. The transcript is spliced from 3 exons. Gene Ontology annotation, biological process: ammonium transmembrane transport. NCBI's taxonomy places the organism in Eukaryota, Fungi, Ascomycota, Sordariomycetes, Diaporthales, Diaporthaceae. The record is from RefSeq and is a predicted model, not a curated record.